AUAUAAACACGACAUAGAGGAAACCGGUUCAUUACUGCUCAUCAAUUCUCUUACUAUGAAGGAUUCAAAUUUUGUGAGGUAUACUUUCGAAUUACAAAAAAAAGAGAAAGAGAAUGCCAAUAAAAACCAAAUAUCUGAAGAAUAUAAUGGAUGCGAAUUUAAAAAGGACCAAGACGGGGAGUACAAAAUGCAAACUGGACAAAUAAAGAAGAAUGAAGGGAGUACUUCAAAACGUCCGAUCAAAGAGGGGAAAGAUGCAUAUUAUCAUGUGCAACAAGGAAUACGAGUGGAUAGUUCAAAUACCAUUGACCUCACCAUUACGUCACUCGACAAAAGUAAAGAGAAAAGUUAUAAGAAGGUGAUACAAAAUGAGAGAUCUAAAGAAUAUAAUGAAAGCAAAAAAAUAAAAGAGCGAGUGGUCUCUUUCGAGGAGGAACGAUUUGAAAAACAACAACAACAACAACAACAACAAGAGGACAUCAACGAUGAGUUCGAGCUAAACAUUCUGACAAGUAGUGAUAGUCUCCCGGAUAAUACUAAUCAUAUUUUGAAGGACAACAACAUCGAUAGUGACUCGAAACUUCCCAUAAAUGAUGAAACAGAUCAAAACUACUAUCGCUUGAAGCAAGGGGUACCAAGGAGCACAAAAUUUCACUCCAUUAUUGAUAUAUACAAGCAUACAAAGAGACUCUCAUCAUCUGAACAAGAAUAUAAUUGGAGUUGUCUAAGUACUUUAGAGAAACAGAAAUCUGAAGUACACAAUGAAGGUAAAAUGGGAAAGGAUCAAGUUAACACUAUCAAGGAGAUACUACCCAACAAACAAAAACAAAAAAUUAUUCAUGGUGACUUUGAGAGCCUUGGUGAACAUAGACAGGAGGAUAAUUCUAAUCAUAUCUUAAUGGAGGAUAACAUUGAUAAUAGAUCAAAUCUUUCAAUGAAAGAGAAAAAAGAUGAAGACGACCAUUUGAAUAAGGGACUAUCAGAGAGUACGUUGUUUAAAUCCCUUUUUGAUUUAGGCGAGGUGAUAAUACAAUAUGAGACAUCUCGAUCUGAAGUACCCGACGGAAGUAUAACAAGAAAGGAUCAUGAGGACUCUAUCGAAGAGGAACAACAACAACAACCAAACAAUAUCAUUGGUGAAGAUAGUCUUCCGAAGAUUAAUCCUGAUUGUGUUUUAAACGGCAAUGAUGCCAAUUGUGGCUCAAAACUUUUGACAAGAGAUGAAAAUGGUGGGAACUAUCGUAUCACACAAGGACUACCGAGAAGUAUAAAAUUUCGUUCCAUUAGCAAUCUCUAUGAGUGUACUACCAGGCUUUCACCUGUUGAAGAUGAAUAUAAUUGGAAUCUUCGGAGGGGAGAAGAUUCAAUUAUGAAUCACUUGAAAAAAGAAGACUCAAGUGGCAAAAAGAAUUUCGGUUGUAAGAGAAAAUGUAGAGAAAACCAAAAAGGCAAGGGAAUAAAGGAUGCUACAACUUAAUUCGUUCACCUCCAAUGUUGUAUUUCAAUCAUUUCUUUGAAUGUUGAAUUGUGUCAAUUCAUUUACAAAUUUAAGUUUAAGUCACCUUAUAAACUUUGUCAAUUGCUUCUUCAGUUGUACUUUCUUCAUU
This is a messenger RNA of Solanum dulcamara, 1607 nucleotides long. RefSeq lists its product as uncharacterized. The transcript has 10 exons. The record is from RefSeq and is a predicted model, not a curated record. Bases 56 to 1477 code for a protein of 473 amino acids. NCBI's taxonomy places the organism in Eukaryota, Viridiplantae, Streptophyta, Magnoliopsida, Solanales, Solanaceae.